Arctia plantaginis is the source of this 1269-nucleotide messenger RNA. NCBI's taxonomy places the organism in Eukaryota, Metazoa, Arthropoda, Insecta, Lepidoptera, Erebidae. The record is from the annotation of a GenBank genome assembly.
AUGAAAACACCGGAUGAAGUAAGAAAAAUAAUAAAAAUUGCUAAGUUACAUGAGCCGGAGCUAACCGAAAUUACACAAGUAUUGAGAUUUUCCGAACCAGAGAAGCGAAAUGACAACCUAAAACUCUUGUUGCUAGAUGAUAAUCUGUUGAAAGAAAUAGAAUCGGGAAAAGAGCUUAUAUUUAAAGGUGAUCCGGAUGAAAACGUAGUACUAUGCACUGGUAAUAAAACUUAUGAUGUAAAAGAAGCUGAGACAUCCAACAGCCUCUUACUAAUCCCUGACUUAUUAUUUGCCGCAUCAUCAGGACUUGACGAAACAGUAAACAAUAUUUCAAUGGAAUGUGAUUCUGAUACAUCUUUCGAAAAGUUCAACACGAGUCUCAAUAAAUCUACAGAAUCUGAUGAAGGGUCGAAAACACCCAGAAAAAUUGAACAUAAAGAUGUUGUUAAUACAUUUUUCACUUAUUACGAGUUGAAACCCUGUAAACCGCGACUGUCAAAAUUGCAGAAGUUAUUAGACCCAACCAGGUAUCAAGGAUUGGAGCUUGAAUACAAAAUAGACAAAUCGAAAUUGCUAAACUAUGAUUCCAUCUGCAACAAAGUGCAAGCUUCUAGAGCAGAGCUAAAUGAAGAGUUGGAGAAAAUACAGGCGAUUGAAAUCGAUGGCUAUUAUCGGCUACUUGAAUUUGAUUACGAAUUUCGAGUGCUAUCUUACAUGUUGGAUCUUAUAGACGAAAAUUCAUGGCCUUUGGAUAGAAUAUCUAAAGAAGUAACCAUGGAUAGUUUAAAAGACCUCGUACCUUUACCAAUAUUAGAAUCAAUGUUUAAGUUUUAUACAAGUAACUCUGUAUUAGAAAAUGGUGUUCAAUUUUAUGAAUACAAGCAAGAUAAAGUUUGUAAGUUUUUAGCACGAGUUUUACUUAAAAGUGCGGGGAAAUUUAAUUUAGCAGAAUUUUUGCAAGCGUGGCGGGACUCUGUGCCGGAAGGAAUGACUACUAGUGAAUCACUACUAUCCGGAAUAGCAUUGGUAGACAAAUUAAGUACGCCACAAGUGGUUUGGGGUUUUGCCGAGAGUGAUUUACCAGAAGAAAUCAAUGAACGUUUCAAAGUUCUAUUUCAAACCAAAGCGAAAUGGACUGUAGAUGACAUAUCACCUUACAUAGAGUGUUACGCGACAGAAAAGUUAAACGUAAAUGCUCUUUUAACAAAAUAUGCGAGAGCGUCAACUCAAGAUGGUGUUCGAGUAUUUUCAGCAAAACAUAUGAAAUAA